UCUGUGCAAUAGUAUUAGACACUAAUUCGAUAUAGACAAACCGCAAAUCCGCUAAAAAAAUAAAAUUCGCACAACCACGUGUAAAAUUGUGAAACGUGCAACAUAUGUGUUUGAUCGAGACGCGAGUGAGCAGUGACCAAACAGUGACUUGGUUUUUUUUAUAAACAUUUCGAAAAUAUUGGAGCACAGAAGCAAACAAUGUAUAAAGAAACUUGUGAAAUAACGAAAUAUUUAAAGAAACCUUUAGAAGACAUCACAGGAAAAAACGAUCCUCCAAGGAAUGUGGAAAUGAAUUUCUAUGGAAAAAAUGUCCAAAGGAAAGAAGAGUUAAAUUCAAUGAACUUCAAGAAUAUUAACCAUGAAGCUAGAUCAAGUCAAUCUUCUAAACUCAGAAAUAACACAAAAUUUUCUAAUUCUCACUUUCAUCCUAGACUAAAAAAUAUCUCUGAUAUUAAUUUCUCUAAAGAUAUACUCCAACUCCUCAACUAUGGUCUCAAAUACUCCAUUCCUAAAGAUUUAUCUCUUAAAGAUCUCGAGAGUCUCUCCAUUGAGACUGAUAUAGUUAUUCAAAAUCUUUCACGUCUCUUUUCAAAUAACAAUUCUCUAAGAAAUUCCUAUUUCAAGUCAUAAAAACUCAUAAUUCGUCUUUCUCUUAGAAUGUUUCCUUAAUAAAAAAUAUCAAAAACAUAAACUUUUAGUAAAGCUGAUAAAGGUAAUUGUCUAGUAGUUCUGGAUCAACAUCACUCCACUUUGUUGUCAGCAUACAUAAAUAAUAAAUUAAAAAUAGUCUCUCCCAAUUAAAGAAAAUUAGAAUCCAGGGCUCUGUCUGUAAAACUCUUUCCACCUUUUUUGUAAACUGUUUGUUAGGUCUUGUUUUUUGUCCUUCUGUUAAUUAUCUCCAAAUCAUAAAAACUCCAAAUUCAUUUUUCCCUUCCUUAAUGUUCCCUUAAUCAAUAAUAUUAUCAAAAAAACUAACUUAAUUUUUAGCAAAGCUGAUAAAGGUAAUUGUCUUGUAGUUCUGGAUCAAUACCACUCUUUGUUGUCAGAAGACAAGAUCGAUAAUAAAUUAAAAGUAUUAAUAUAUGUUAGGGAAAUAAAGGGCCUCUACUCACAAUCAUCUAAAUAGGUUUUAUUAUAUUGUAAGAUGGGGCGACCGGUUUCGCUGUUUAUAUGUUUUAUAGCAUCGUCAGGUCCACAAGAAACUUAGGCUAAAAAAUAUAUACAUAUUGAGUGUAAUUAACAGUGAUGCUAAAGAGUGUAUAUAACGAUACAAACGGUUAUUAAGGUAAGUUAAAGUAGAUUUCAAAGUUAAUUUAUAAAUUCAAAAAUAUAUAUAAGUUAACUUUGAAAUCUAAUAUAACUUACAGUACAUCAACUGUUAACUACUAAAGUCCUCUAUAGUACUCUAUACUAUAUUAAUAACUGUUUGUAUCGUUAUAUACAGUGAUGAGCGAACUAAUAACCCGCAAAAUAACGCAAAAGAUGGAAAACAUAUUAAGUUGUGAGAUAAAAAGCGAUGAACCUAGUGGAGGUGUUAAAUUUAGCGAUAUUAACUUGUAGAUUGACAUUAUAUUGAUUGUUUCCCACCUUUAGACGUAUCGAACGAAUUUGAGACAUGCCACUGUCAUAGUGACAGUUUUAGUUGACAUACUCCUCUGAUACGUCUAAAGGUGGGGAACAAUCAAUUUAAUGUCAAUUUGGAUGUUACUAUCGCUAAAUUUAACAACUCUACCAGUUUCAUUUCAUUUUAUCUCACAAUUUAAUAUGUUUUUCAUCUUUUGCGCUAUUUUGCCGGUUAUUAGCAUGCUCAUCACUGUAUAUACCCUUAAGCAUCACUAUUAUUUACACACACUAUUUAUAUGUUGUUCAGCCUAAGCUUCUUGUGGGCCUGACGAUUCUGAUAACAUGUAAACAGCGAAACCGGUCGCCUCAUCUUACUUUAAUGUAAUAAAACUUAUAAAGGAUUACGAAUAGAGGACCUUUAUUUCCCUGACUUACAUGAUUGUGUGCUCAUACCAGCAACAGUUUCAUCAUUUUAAAAGUACCUAUUAAUUUAAAAAUUAAGAGACAUCAAGAAAUUUUCUGAUUUUUCUCUGACCACGAAGUCACAUAUCUCAAAAAAAUUCCUCUCAUCAUUAACCUGUACGCGUCUUUCGCCAGGACCUCAAUUUUUGACCCUUCGCUUAGUUAUCGAUCAUUCGCUAUCUGUACACUAAACAGAUACGAAGCGAAUACGUUCGAUAACGAAGCGAAGGGUCAAAAAUCGAGGUCCUGGACGUAUGUCUCCCUCAACUGUUUCCAUCUGUCUCAAUAUUCGUCAUCACAAAAUAAUUUAGGAUCAUCACAUAUAAUAUUAUGGUCAAUAUUAUUUUCUAUUAUGAAUAUUUAAACUACAUAAAGUUCUAUGCUAGGAAUGUUGAUGACACUCUAGUUAACUGGUUGCAGAUAAUUAUUAAGUAUAUCAGUUCUUGGAUUAUAUUAGCAAGUUCCAUCAGUUUAUAAAGACAAAAUGAUAAUUGUAUUUUCAUUUGGAAACACAAAAUGAUAAUUGUAGUUUGAAUUUUCUUGACUUAACACUUAUUUUAAAGAAUAUUUUCUUAAAUUUGAUAUUUAUAGAAAA
Diabrotica virgifera virgifera (western corn rootworm) is the source of this 2620-nucleotide messenger RNA. RefSeq lists its product as uncharacterized. The record is from RefSeq and is a predicted model, not a curated record. NCBI's taxonomy places the organism in Eukaryota, Metazoa, Arthropoda, Insecta, Coleoptera, Chrysomelidae. The transcript has 2 exons. Bases 199 to 630 code for a protein of 143 amino acids.